This is a messenger RNA of Lotus japonicus, 1089 nucleotides long. Its product is annotated as F-box/kelch-repeat protein At3g23880-like. NCBI's taxonomy places the organism in Eukaryota, Viridiplantae, Streptophyta, Magnoliopsida, Fabales, Fabaceae. The record is from RefSeq and is a predicted model, not a curated record. Bases 1 to 1089 code for a protein of 362 amino acids. Gene Ontology annotation, molecular function: protein binding. The transcript has a single exon.
AUGGAACCGCCACCGUUUCUCCCCGAAGAACUCCGGCUAGAAAUCUUAUCAUGGCUUCCGGUGAAAUCUCUAGUACGAUUCAGGUGUGUGUCUCAUUCAUGGAAGUCUACCAUCUCUGAUUCUCAGUUCAUCAAACUCCACCUUCACCGAUCGUCUUCUACAAGAAAAGCAGAUUUCGCCCACCUCCGAUCACUGAUAAAUUCGCCAUGGGAAAGCCGUUCAGCCACCACUGUAGCAGUCCCCGAUGAGUACGACUUCGGUGGAACCUGCAACGGCUUGAUUUGUUUGUUUACAUUAUUAAAAUAUGACAUUGAAAAUCAUGAAUUCUCCUACCUAUUCCGUUUAUGGAACCCAGCUACAAGGUCAAUGUCUCAAUAUUCGCCACCUCUACGUUUCACCCGCCCUUGUUAUUUUGGGUUUGGUUAUGAUUCUUCAACUGACACCUACAAGGUGGUGGUAGUGACGCUCCAAAGGAAUGGGGUGAGAACGGUGAAUGUUUACAACAAAGGUGAUACUUGUUGGAGAACAAUUCAAGUUUCCCAUCUUCCGUUUAUGUAUCCUCAAGGUCGUGUAGUUUAUGUGAGCAACACCCUUAAUUGGUUAGCAAUUCGACCAGAUGUUGAUGAGAACGAUCGUGCUCAACUUAUCAACUCGUACACAAUUUUGACAUUUGAUUUGGGGAAAGAAAAUUGUGCACAACUAUCAUUGCCUUAUUUUACUCGACUUAGCGUCAGAUUUAUACCAAUUCUUGGGGUUUUGAGAGGUUGCCUAUGUAUUUCUCUUAUGGACACGAAAAUGUCUUUUAUGAUUUGGCAAAUGAAGGAGUUUGGAGUGUGCGACUCUUGGACUAUGUUGCUUAACAUUACUCUCUCUGAAAGCAUUUUUCAAAAUAUUAAUCUUUGGCCCGAUUUCGCAAUGUACAUGUCUAAUAACGGUGAUGCCCUAUUGAUAUCAAAAUCGUGUCAGACCGCACCCUAUGCACUUCUCUAUACCCAGAAAGAAAACAAAUUAGAAGUCACAGGCAUUGCUAACGACAUCGUUGAUUGCUAUGCCCAUAAUUACAUUGAAAGCUUGGUUCCACCUUGUUGA